Messenger RNA from Pelobates fuscus (common spadefoot toad), 3298 nucleotides. It is a transcript of the gene STK3, whose product is annotated as serine/threonine kinase 3. NCBI's taxonomy places the organism in Eukaryota, Metazoa, Chordata, Amphibia, Anura, Pelobatidae. The record is from RefSeq and is a predicted model, not a curated record. Gene Ontology annotation, biological process: intracellular signal transduction; regulation of MAPK cascade; protein phosphorylation. Gene Ontology annotation, cellular component: cytoplasm. The coding region runs from base 101 to 1582 and encodes 493 amino acids. Gene Ontology annotation, molecular function: ATP binding; protein serine/threonine kinase activity. The transcript has 11 exons.
CGGGUUAGAGGAACAUGGAAGUUGUUCGGAGUUAGUGCUGGCUCCGGAACGUGUCGUUUCCUCCUUCUCGGUGUGAGGUGACUGGUAGGAGACUCCCAGCAUGGAGCAGCCGGCGCCCAAGAGCAAGCUUAAAAAGCUGAGUGAAGACAGCUUGACUAAACAGCCAGAAGAGGUCUUUGAUGUUUUGGAAAAGCUUGGGGAAGGGUCUUAUGGCAGUGUGUUUAAAGCCAUCCAUAAGGAGUCCGGACAAGUUGUUGCUAUCAAACAAGUCCCCGUCGAAUCUGAUCUUCAAGAAAUUAUAAAGGAAAUUUCUAUAAUGCAGCAGUGUGACAGUCACUACGUAGUCAAGUAUUAUGGCAGCUACUUCAAGAACACAGAUCUUUGGAUAGUUAUGGAGUACUGCGGGGCUGGCUCGGUCUCUGAUAUCAUCCGCCUACGGAAUAAAACUUUAACAGAAGAUGAAAUUGCUACAAUACUGAAAUCCACGUUGAAGGGACUUGAAUAUUUACAUUUUAUGCGCAAAAUCCACAGAGAUAUAAAAGCUGGAAACAUUCUUCUUAACACUGAAGGUCAUGCAAAGCUGGCAGAUUUUGGAGUGGCUGGACAGCUUACUGACACAAUGGCAAAGCGGAAUACAGUAAUAGGUACUCCUUUCUGGAUGGCGCCUGAAGUAAUACAAGAAAUCGGAUAUAACUGUGUAGCAGACAUAUGGUCACUGGGCAUAACCUCGAUCGAAAUGGCAGAAGGGAAGCCUCCGUAUGCAGAUAUUCAUCCAAUGAGAGCAAUCUUCAUGAUUCCAACAAACCCACCUCCUACCUUCAGAAAGCCAGAGCUCUGGACUGACGAAUUCACGGAUUUUGUGAAGAAAUGUCUGGUGAAGAAUCCGGAGCAGAGAGCGACUGCCACCCAGCUCCUUCAGCACACAUUUAUUAAAAAUGCAAAACCCGUGUCCAUAUUGAGAGAUCUCAUCACAGAAGCAAUGGACAUCAAAGCAAAACGACAUGAAGAACAGCAAAGAGAACUGGAAGAGGAAGAUGAGAAUUCGGAAGAAGAUGAGCUUGACUCGCACACCAUGGUCAAGACCAGCUCUGAAAGUGCUGGCACCAUGAGGGCCGCCAGCACAAUGAGUGAAGGAGCACAAACCAUGAUUGAACAUAACAGCACCAUGCUGGAGUCUGACCUGGGGACUAUGGUUAUCAACAGCGAUGAAGAAGAGGAGGAGGAGGAGGAAGAUGGAACCAUGAAAAGAAAUGCAACGUCUCCACAAGUGCCACGGCCAUCCUUCAUGGAUUACUUUGACAAACAAGACUCCAAAAACAAACCUCACGAGAAUUGCAAUCAAAAUGUACAUGAACAAUUCCAUAUAUCUAAAAACGCAUUUCCCGACAACUGGAAGGUUCCUCCAGAUGGCGAUUUUGACUUUUUGAGGAAUCUGAGCUUUGAAGAACUGCAGAUGAGAUUGAAAGCUCUUGACCCCAUGAUGGAACGGGAGAUUGAAGAGCUCAGGCAGAGGUACACUGCAAAGAGACAACCCAUCCUUGAUGCGAUGGAUGCUAAGAAACGAAGGCAGCAGAACUUCUAAAGGGAGCUUUUCUGUCAUCGAGAGGGCUUUUCUUCCCAUGGGGACCCAUGGAGUCUAGGAACUCCUAAUGGAAAACUGUGGCUCCGACCACCAAAUAUCAUUGCUGGUUCUUUUUCAAAAUCAGAAAAUAAGUGAGAAAACUUUUAAUUUCUCCAGGCAUCUUUUACAAGUCCACAUGCAACCAGACCUGUGUGAUGAUGUGUUCCUUCUUUGUGAACUUCAAAGCUCUUUGGAAUGGGGGCACAAGUUUCAAUUUGUGGCCCUGUAUGUAACCUUUCCUUGUUUAACCACUUUUUUUGAAUGAUUAGACAAUGUUGGUCCUCCAACCUUUGUGUUCUUUACAAGUUGAGCCUCAGGUGCCCUCCUUGAAAACAAUUUGCAAGUAGUUAUACAACUCAAAAUUGUUGUCUAUAGAGAAGGCUUGUUACAUGGGUAAUUCCCUGUUUUACAUGCGUAUGGUUUAUUUAUGGGUUUAAAGAAAACAGAAUGUGGUUUUGCUGUACUGUCAUAUGAUAGGCACAUUAGUGCCUUGGUAAAUCUAAAUUUGCCUUAGAGUUACACGCACCUAUUUAUUCCUUAAUAUGUGACGCACAUUUUGAGACCAAACAGCAUUUUGUUACUGCUACACUUCUUGAAUCUAAAUUAAUGCUUGUCAUGUUUACCAAUGGUAAAUGUAGGCAUUCUUUUCACACUGUUGUUUUUUUUUUUGUUUUUUUUUAUUGUGCAUUUUUAUGUUUAGAAUCAUACGUCCUCUAUUAGUAAAGUUUGUAUGAAGAUUCUAACAAUUUUCACAAGCAUUCCACCCCGAUACCAGAGACUUGCCCUUUGCUACUUUGCGUGCUUUUACAUCCUUUUCAAGGCUGUUUUAGGUUUAGUAUUCAGUCAGCUGUUGGGUCAUUAGUACAAACGUUUUUGGGCUAUAAUUUGUAAAAUCGAGAUCCACAAAACCUUUUGCACAGUUUUAAGGCUUUAUUUCCCUGCUAAAGACAGUCUACAUCAGUAUUCCCUCUAAGCAUUUUGUGAGCGUUGCACCAACCCCACUUUGGACCCUUUUAAUAAAGGUUACUUUAUUAACUGCUUAUCAUGAUCACUAAGAAGUGUUUAGAGGGAAAGCUGAUUUGGUCUGCCGUGUUUUCCGUAAGAUAAGCAAAUCCUGAUCCCUUGAGGUCUACAUACAGAAAAAAACAAAAAGUUCUCUUGGUUUGUCGGAUACUCAAGCCAAGGUUUUAUUCUGGCCAAGAGAAUUUCUUACACAUCAUGUUUGAGAAUUGCAGUUUUCUAUAGCGACCUAAGGUAAUGACAAAAGCCAUAAAAGGGACAUGAGGCCAUCGCCCUUUCUCUAUCGGGCAAAAAAAAUUGAUUGCAGUGCGAUAUGGCUAUCAGAAUGUAUCCGUUUAUAUUUGGGGUUUUGUAAAUAUAUAAUGAUUCCAAACUAUCUAAGAACAAAGAGUUGCAGCUUCAGAUGGAUUGCCUCUGUGUACUGCCAUUAAUAUGAUGCAUCUUAAAUUUCUGCAGAGCCAGAUCCCAGUAAAGACAUUUUGCACUAGUCGUGUCGGGGCACUGCAAGUCAUAUUUAUUUAAUCACUAGCCUAAAGUCUACAGACUUUUUAUAUGUAGCAGUUCAGUUUUAUUUAAAACAAGUCUUUAAAGGGACACUUCCUGGUGGAUUUAAAACCGGUUAUAUGCUUUAUGGAGAGAAUACAUUUAAAAAAACAA